AUGACUGAGGACGCGCACCCAACCUCACCUCAAUCCACUAUCGAUAUCGACGAUGCAGUCUCCGCCACCGCCGUCGCAAACCUUACAUUGAAUAACAACAACCGGCCCGACCCCCGCCUUGAAGUAUUCCUCUGGAAUUACCCCAACUUUCCUAAACCUGCCAUCAGGACCGAGUUGCCUCAAAACCUGGAGCGCAUCGAGAAGACUGAACAGUUGGUCUACUGGUGCUCCUUGCUCUUACAGCGUGCGUCUUCUUCACCAAGUCUGACCUGGGCUGAGCGGAAAUGGCUGGAGGAGAUAGACAAGGACUCUACGGAGCAAGAUCGACUGCUUUGGAUUGCCACCAGGAUGGUCGAGGAGUUUGUCCCGAAUGUUGCCAGCAGGAGCUCUGUCGAGAUUGCCGAGGUUGUUUCCCUAGGUCCUAUUCUGGAGAAGGAGCCGUAUCGCAAGUUGCUCUCGUCCAUCAUUGCAGCGUUUGAUGAUGCUCUUCUCCUAGACGUCACCCUACUUCAAGGUCUUGUCCAGUUGGUACAGUCCAACUCCCCUGGGUACCUGGAAGCUGACGAUCUCAUCAAGAUCCUCAGCAUCCUCAGGGUUCGUCUGCAGGGGACCCAUGGUCAGUCGUCAGAGUACUCCUACCAACUUGUUCUAGCUGUCUCUCGCGUCUUGGAUGUGAUGGCGGAGCACGGGGUCAAGGACUUGGACCGGGUUGUCGAGCAUGAGCCGCUAUCGGACGUCUUGUCAAGCUUGAAGGGCAGCUUGGACCCCUAUAUGACGUACCAGGCCUGCUAUGCCUUCCAGGCUCUGCAGUAUGUCCCCGACAACGAGACUCCUCUACAAGCAAUCCUUCGACACUCUGCAGGAGUUGCCAAAGGCCUCAUCAACACCACCGCCCUGGCCAGCCUGGACCUGGGCGCAAUUCUUGAGGGCCUUACCAGUCUCCAAAGCGCCUUCCUCGGCAGCACCUUUAUCACUGUCAAGACCAUUUAUGGUGGUGCUUCCUCACUGAUGGAGAACGGUCAAAACACUCUGGAAGCUCUCAAGGAGAAGUAUGGACCUGGGAAGAAGCAACCCUGGUACGCCGCCAUCCGUGCCGCCCACGCCCUUGCUCUAGCCGGUCAAAUGAAAGACUUUAUCCGCUUCAUCUGUGAGGCGCCUUGUCGUCGUGAUCCUCUGUUCCAGUGGGGCAUAUCCCAGAUGCUGUUAGAGAUGGCGAGCGACGCCGCCUGGGAUCGCGACACUCAAGGGCGCGUCUGCCGUCUUAUUGGACUCUGCAUGUGUACCCCUGAGUGGACUCGGGAUGAGAGCCUCAGAACCUACUUGUUCAGAACCAUGGGACAGCUUAGCAAUCCUGAUGGUAAGGUUUUCAGCGGCAACACGUCUGGUAUUCGCUACCCGAUGAGGAACCGUCUCCCUCUGCCUACAUCAUCACCUCUUCUCGUCCGAGUUCUGGGUAUUCCCGAUGUCGAGUACGAUCUACACAUGUUGAAGAUGCAGCGGCUUGGGGAGCGCAGGAAGGGCGUUUAUAUUCCUCCACAGGCGAAACCGAGUUUGAAAGCGGGCGACAACACCCUGUUCCCUCUCAUGGAGAAGGUCUUGGACUUCCUGGCCAGCAAUCGCCAGGUUUUGCUGUUGUUGGGAGAUUCUGGUGCUGGAAAGUCGACUUUCAACCUCGAGCUAGAGAACACACUGUGGAAGAAUUACAAGAAUUACGGGCCCAUUCCUCUUUACAUUGGCCUUCCUACCAUCGACAACCCGGCUCAGGACCUAAUCGAGAAGCAGCUGCAGUACCACAACUUCAGUGAGGAGCAGAUCCGGGAAAUGAGGUUGCACCGCAAGUUUGUUCUCAUCUGCGAUGGUUACGACGAAAGCCAGCUCAAGGUCAAUAUCCACACCACGAACCAGUUCAACCAGCCCGGACAGUGGAAGGUCAAGAUCGUCAUCAGCUGCCGCACCCAGUACCUUGGACAGGAUUAUCGCUCCCGCUUCCAACCCCAGCCUGUUGACCAGUACCACCGUGUGGCAACAGACCUUUUCCAAGAGGCGGUGGUCGCAGCCUUCACGAGAGCCCAGAUCCAGCAGUAUGUCGAGGAGUAUGUCAAGGAGCUGCCUUUACAUGACCUUCUUCAGGACCGGUCGCCUUGGACAGCCCAGGAGUACAUGGAAACGCUGAUCAACGUCCCUCAUCUCAUGGAUCUAGUCUCCAACCCUUUUAUUUUGACCUUGGCUUUAGACGCUCUUCCUUCUGUCGUCGACGCCAACAAAGACCUUUCGUCUAUCCGUAUUACGCGCGUGCAGCUCUACGACAGUUUCGUCAAACGAUGGCUCAAGGUCAACAGGAAGAGACUGGAGGGCAGUCCACUGAGCGCCCAAGAGCGAGAAGAGUUGGAUCUACUCAUCGAGGACAACUUUUCUUACCACGGCAUCCACUACCAGAAGGACCUUUCCAUAGCGAUCUUCGUGGACCAUGCAGGAAACCCGAUCGUCAAAUAUACCCAUCUUCGCGACAAGAACACAUGGAAGGCUACGUUCUUCAAUCCAAGUGGCCAGGCCAAGUUGCUUCGAGAGUCUAGUACGGUGAUGCGAUCCGGUGCCCACUUUCGGUUCCUUCAUCGGUCUCUUUUGGAGUACUUUUAUUCAAGAACUAUUUUCGAUCCUAUGGACUACGACGCUGAUGUGGAGGGUAUGGAGGAGCGAGAACAGGUUUAUGACUUCAGGACCAGCUUGGCUCGGAGAAGUAUUAUCCAGGAGUCGUCGAUCGUGCAGUUUUUGGCGGAGCGUGUGGUGCAGGAUCCGCCAUUCCAACAACAACUCCAGGGUGUCAUUGAGGAGUCCAAGUCGGAUGUUGAGGUGGAGUCUAAUCAGGUUGCGGCGGCGAACGCGAUCACGAUUCUUGUUAGGGCUGGUGUGGACUUCCGCGGCGCCGAUCUCCGAGGUAUCAAAGUUCCAGGCGCGGAUCUCUCCGGCGGGCAGUUCGACUAUGCUCAGUUCCAGGGCGCUAACUUGACGGGCGUCAAUCUCGCGCGGAGCUGGGUGAGGCAGGUGGAUAUGAGCGGCGCAAAGAUGGAUGGCGUGAGGUUUGAAGAGCUACCUUACCUCGUAGCAGAGGAUCUAACUUCUGCCUGUGGUUAUUCACCUGACGGCAAGUUGCUUGCCGUCUCUGUGUGGAGCGGGGUCAUUGACGUUUACGAAACAACAACCUGGUCAAAGACCCGCGAGCUCAGAGGACAUAUGGGAGGGACCAACGACGUUACAUUUUCGGCGGAUAGUCAGCGUAUCGUUUCUGCAGGCAAGGACAAGACGGCCCGGGUGUGGGAGAGCAACGCUGGUGUGGAGGCGGUCUUGGUCUUGGAAGGACACACCGACAGUUUGUUUGGCACGUCGUUUUCUCCGUGUGGCAAGAAGGCCGCUUCUUGCAGCUAUGACAAGACGAUUCGGUUGUGGGAUGCGCUGACAGGAGAGUGUCUUUUGGUUUUGGAGGGACAUACCAGUAGCGUCAGGAGCGUUCGAUUCUCGGCUGAUGGGCGGACUCUUGUCUCGGGGAGUGAUGAUAAGACAAUUCGGUUUUGGAACGCCGAGACUGGGGAGCCGGCCGCCGUUUGGACGUCUCCCGUUGGGGCUGUGAGGUGCCUUUCGUACUCGCCCAAUGGACGAUGGGUUGCUACAGGUCACCCCUAUGGUGGCGCGCAGCUCUGGGAUACAGCAACCGGAAAACCGAUUGCCGACCUGUAUGGCCACACCCACGAUCUCACAAGCGUUUCCUUCUCGUCCAGUAGCCAGUGGCUAGCUUCCUCGGCCGUUGAUCGAUCCGUCAAGCUGUGGGAUGUGUCGUCAGGAACGCUCGUCGCUACCUUGAACGGUCACAACGGCGAUGUCUAUAAAGCUGACUUUGCUCCGAACGAGCGCCAGAUUGCGUCGGUGGGUGCGGACAUGAAGGUUCGCCUGAGGGAUGUCAAUUCGAGCGAGUCGAUGUCGUCGGGUCUUGAAGCAUCGUCACCACAGGACCAACGCGUCAGUAUCGUUGCGUUGGCGUAUGCCCUUGAUGGGGGUUCUAUUUUCACCAUUGACGACGACCUGACCAUUCGGUGGUGGAAUCGCGAGGUGCUUGCAGCUGGAGGUGGAGGAGUAGGGGGAGGACUGUACAUGACCGAUCUCUACACCGACGACAUUGAGGACAUAUUCUUCCUUUGGUGUGCAGCCUUUUCACCGGAUCGCCGCCAGAUCGCCGCCAGCUUUGACGAAGGUCCUAUCCGAUUGGCGAGUGUGCGACCUGGUCCUGAUACCGCACCUGCCACGCGUAUGAAGGGCCAUCUCCGGGCCGUAACGGCUAUGACCUACUCGUCGUGUGGCCGUUGGCUCCUCUCUGCCUGUUUGGACAAGGCGGCACGGUUGUGGGAUCUACAUGAGGAUGGUUCGGCGCCGGGACAAGGGGGGCAUGUUCUUGUGCAGCUGGAGGAGAGUGAUCCGGUUGAAAUCGAGGCUUUAGCCUUUUCGCCUACUGGGCACCAACUUGCGGUUGGAUUUUCUACUGGCACCGUGUCAUUGUUUGAUCCUGUCUCGAAGGCGCUUGUUGUUACGUCCAAGAAGAAGCUUCAGCCCGGUGGCCGUGACGAUCGUCAUCUUGUAUUGAAGUACUCUGCGAGCGGACGUCAGCUAGCGAUGGGGACUGCCACGGGGUCUAUCUACCUCUGGGACGUUGCUCAGUCUGUGGCGGAAGGGGAAACAGAGAAGGAGGAGCCCGGUGUUUUGGCCCAGCUGUUGGAGGGACCCCAGGAGAUCAGCGCGCUUGCUUACUCGCCCUGCGGUACCUGGAUCGCCUCUGGCAGCAUUGACGAGACCGUUCGACUCUGGCAUCGCCAAUCGGAGGAAGAGAAUACCUGGUCGUGUGUGUCAGUGGUCCGUGGGUUCUUUGGAUCCAUUCGAGAUAUCGCCUGGAACCCGGUUGUGCCGAUGGAGUUUGUGACGGCUUGCAGGGAUGGGUCUGUUCGCGUCUGGGGCGUGUCGCCAGGAGUUGGUGGUAAAGAUGUGAAUAAGAGGGAGGAGGUUGAAGUUCGGUUCCUGUGGGGAUCUGAUUUAGGGAUCUUGUGUGCGGCAGAUAUGAAAUUGGAGGGGGUUGUGGGGCUUGAUUUGAUGGACCGCAAGUUGUUGGUACAACGCGGUGCUGUUGAGGCUUUGGAGGCGUGA
Molecule: messenger RNA, 5184 nt
Organism: Linnemannia hyalina
Lineage: Eukaryota; Fungi; Mortierellomycota; Mortierellomycetes; Mortierellales; Mortierellaceae
Source: the annotation of a GenBank genome assembly